UUGCAUGUGGUUUAUUUUUUGUCACCCAAAAGAGAAAAGGAGAAAUGAGAGUGUACACUUGAAAAUCCUUAUUGUUGAUUGCAUUGCUCUCCCCAGGUUACCAACACCAAUCACAAGGGGCUCUGGUCUGGUUGGUCGCUUGCCACAUCCUUCACCAACAAGGCAUCUUGCUCCAAUAAGGUCAAGCUUUCCACCUCUGAGUGCUAGUCCAUCAGAACUGGGAAUGGAUCCCCCAAAGACAAAUAAACCCUUAGGUCCCCCAAGAAGCAGAGGCUCUCGUGGAGUUUCUCGUGGCGGGUCCAGGACCGCAACAGCAGCCUCCAGGAUGAGCAGGGGAUCAGGAUCUUCAGGGUCGAGCAGAAAAGACUCGGAUACAGUUGAUGAGGAUGGUACCAAAACCCCAAAGUUAAACCCUCCUCGCAAGCCAACCUCAAGAGCCUACGGAUCCGUGCGCGCAAGGAUACGUGUACGUGGUGGACGUCCUAUGAUGCAAGGUUUUGCCAAUGUUGGUUCUGUGUUUGAUGAAGCAAAGUCAGAAGUGUUACAUCCACAGAUCAUCAAAAUGGCUAGAAGAUCAGGGCAGCUCAAUCUUUCCAACAGAGGAAUGCAUGAAGUGCCUGAUAAAGUGUAUCACAUUCAUGAGAUGGAUGCUGAUGAAGCCAAGAAGAUGAUGAUGGGUAUGAGCAUGGAUAAUACUGAUGAUGAUCGCUGGUGGGAACAAACAGAUCUCACCCGUCUGUAUCUCUCCUCUAAUUGUCUCUCAUCUAUAUCUCCCAAGAUAAGCAACCUCAUGUCUCUCCAAGUUCUUGAUUUGUCAGACAAUUGUUUGACCUCCCUCCCUUCAACUAUUGGUGAACUGACCUGCCUUCAUCGCUUGAACCUAAGCCACAAUCGUCUUGAAGAAUUGCCAGCUGGACUUUUCCUUAUAUCAGAUUUAAGGUCGCUGCAGCUGGAUCACAACCAGUUGUCAUCUCUCUCCAAUGACCUGGGAAAUCUCACAGUGUUGGAAUAUUUGGAUGUUUCACACAAUGUUCUGACAGAGCUACCUUCAAGUAUAGGAUACAUGCAGCGUCUCUCAAAGUUUAAUGCCUCAAAUAAUAAGUUACAAGAGCUUCCAUAUGAAAUUGGAGAUUGUUUUGGUCUGAAUCAACUUGAUCUAAACCAGAAUGAGCUGAAAAGCCUUCCAGAUUCCAUUGGUAACUUGCAGAAAUUAGAGCAACUCUACCUCCGCUACAACUCGAUCCAAAUUCUCCCUCCUUUACAUAACUGUGCAUCAUUAAAGGAGCUGCAUCUUGGUUUCAAUUUCAUUAAGGAGAUAGAGGCAGAACAGCUAAAUCAUUUGACUGGGAUAAGUGUGUUAGACCUACGAGACAAUCAGAUCGAUGAUUUACCUGAUCAGAUAACAUUGCUUCAGGGGCUUGAGCGGCUUGAUAUUACUAAUAACAACCUGGUCUACGUAAGUAGGGCUUUUAAUAUUGGGUUAAGUUUAAUGACAGUAUCAAGUUCAACAAAAAUAAACCUUCCCUACCAUAUUGGCCUUCUUCCCCAUUUAAAGUCCAUGCCAUUGGAUGGUAAUCCCAUGAGACUGAUUCGACGUGAUAUUAUCCAACGUGGAACAAUGCAGCUCUUGAAGUACUUACGCUCAAGAGUCUCAGCUCCUGUCAAUACAUUCCCUGGUUUUGAAAAUACACCUGUUGACACAAACCUGAUAAUGGGAGAAAAAGCAAUUCCAGACAAGUACCAGAUGAGGACUACUCAGACAAUGGCAUACAAUGAAAAAACUGCAGAAAUUCCAGAUAAACUGAUUGAAAAUGCAGCAGAAGCAGGAGUGAGAACAGUUGAUCUCAGUAAAAAUAUCCUGUCUCAGGUUCCAGAAAAACUGGAGAUGUUAUCACGUCAUGUAUCAGAAGUUAUGCUGGGCAUGAAUAAGCUAACAUCAAUCCCAGCAUUCUUUGGGACAUUCAGCGAAAUUUCUUCUAUUUAUGUUGAAGGUCUCUCAAAGUUGAAACGAAUUUCAACUCUGGACCUCCACAACAACAACAUAGAUUUUGUCCCACCUCUGCUUGGAAACAUGACACAGCUAAGAACUCUGCAACUAGAAGGAAAUGCAUUCAGGGUACCAAGGACUGCCAUUUUAGCUAAAGGAACUCGAGAGAUCUGGACUACUUGCGAACAAGAAUUGUUGAUCAGUGAAUCUGUUAAAGAUGUAAAGCAACAUAUAUGUGGUACAUUGCAUACCUUUUUAAGGAGCCCAGUGACCCUUCAGGAAAUGGACAAGAAGCAGUCCAAACCAAUUGUUUUAUAG
Messenger RNA from Penaeus monodon (black tiger shrimp), 2305 nucleotides. RefSeq names its product leucine-rich repeat-containing protein 40-like. The transcript is spliced from 14 exons. The record is from RefSeq and is a predicted model, not a curated record. Gene Ontology annotation, molecular function: protein binding. Bases 5 to 2305 code for a protein of 766 amino acids. NCBI's taxonomy places the organism in Eukaryota, Metazoa, Arthropoda, Malacostraca, Decapoda, Penaeidae.